GGGAAUUUUAUUUUGGGAACUAUUAUAGGAAUUUUAUUUCCCAAACAAAGUAGUGCUGAAAAGAAACCCGAGUCACCAAACGCCCUACUAGAAAAAUAUCCAACUCUUUAUAAAAGCCCAAACGGGAAUAAUUAUCCGCCUCCUCAAGGAACUUUCACGCACAACACCCAAAACACGCACUAGCUGACUCACAAAUCACAAUCUCUCUAUACCCCUUAUCGGAGAACUUUAGGCAGAAAUCCAAAGCGAAGAUGGCCGGAAUCACUCAGGAUUGGGAACCCGUGGUGAUCCGUAAGAAGGCCCCCACCGCCGCUGCUCGUAAGGAUGAAAAAGCCGUCAACGCCGCCCGUCGCAGCGGCGCCGAGAUUGAAACCAUCAGGAAAGCUACUGCUGGCACAAACAAGGCGGCCUCAAGCAGUACAACAUUGAACACCAGGAAACUUGACGAAGAUACCGAGAACUUGGCUCAUCAGAAGGUUCCCACUGAAUUGAAGAAAGCUAUCAUGCAAGCUCGACAAGAUAAGAAGCUGACACAGGCUCAAGUGGCUCAGCUGAUAAAUGAGAAGCCACAAGUCAUUCAGGAGUACGAAUCAGGGAAGGCGAUCCCAAAUCAGCAGAUCAUAUCUAAACUUGAGAGAGCACUUGGUGUGAAACUUCGAGGGAAGAAAUAAGACAGCCAGCUAAUAGGAAGCGACCCCCCUGCACUGUUUAAUUUUUGGCUGUUCAAGUUGUGGUAUAUAUAAACCUUCCCCAACCCCUCUUUUCCCUGGUUGCAGUAACUUUUAACCAGUCUUAUGGAUGUUCAUGUAGAACUUUGGUCAAUGAGCGUGUUGUUGUUUCUGGAGAAAUGGUUUCCACCUAAAGGAGCUGUUAUGUUAUGUUUGGUACAUUUGUAUCUUCUGCACUGUUUUGGUGGUUUGCUAAUAACAAUGUAGUUGUUUUCCUGUGGUUCUGCCUAUCUUAGAAUUCUCUUACAAACCAAAUAUUUUGCAGCAAACAUCAUUGACAAACUUGCUAUCCUACGUGAGAAUGUAGUUGUUUCACCAGGUUGAAUGUAUUAUCUGUAUAGGAUGUUUGAUAGCUUAUUUGUCCAUUGCAUAAUGUCUGCCCGUAGUGCUUCACAUCUCUUUGUGAAAAGAGAUAUUGCCGUAUAUGAUCUUUCAAUGGAGCAACCUAAGGAUAAUAUGCACUUUUAACUUCAUUUCACAAUGAUCGCUGUAGCCGCCGACUAAAUCAGACCCUGACCAGAGCCGAUACUUCUGAAACUAAAUACUGCCGUAUAGGUGUGACUUGAGUCUUUUUCUCAACUCUUUUUUGUUUAACCAUCCUACCCAGCCCUUUAAUAGGAG
Messenger RNA from Oldenlandia corymbosa var. corymbosa, 1349 nucleotides. Lineage: Eukaryota; Viridiplantae; Streptophyta; Magnoliopsida; Gentianales; Rubiaceae. The record is from the annotation of a GenBank genome assembly.